Messenger RNA from Penicillium angulare, 987 nucleotides. Its product is annotated as arylamine N-acetyltransferase family protein. The coding region runs from base 1 to 987 and encodes 328 amino acids. Lineage: Eukaryota; Fungi; Ascomycota; Eurotiomycetes; Eurotiales; Aspergillaceae. The record is from RefSeq and is a predicted model, not a curated record. Gene Ontology annotation, molecular function: acetyltransferase activity. The transcript has 2 exons.
AUGAGCUUUACGGUUGAUUGGUCUCAACGUCCCACUUACUCCCCCGAGCAAUUGAACAGAUAUUUCGAUCGAAUCAAUCUUCCAGCAAAGUACCGGGAGUCAUCAAUCGUUCAGAAUGGUGUAAGUAAUGAAAAAGAGGCCUCUCUUUCUUUCUUGAAGGUACUGGAGCGGUAUCAAGUGGCAGCAGUGCCAUUCGAAAAUCUCAAUUUGCAUUACUCGGUACAACGCCACAUUUCCAUAGAUGCCCAGAAGCUUUUCGAGAAAAUUGUGGAUAACAAAUCCGAGAGGGGAGGAUACUGUAUGGAGAACAGUACCCUUUUUGGAACCGUCUUGCGAAGCCUGGGCUACCAAGUUACCUCGGUCGGGGGAAGAGUCAAUGAGGCUGCACAGCCAAUGUCGGCUUCAAAGAACUGGAGGGGCCCCAAAUACGAUGGAUGGAACCACAUGGUUAACCUUGUUACUAUCGGCGAGCAAAAGUACCUGAUAGAUGUGGGGUUUGGAUCCAAUGGACCACACCAGCCUGUGCCAUUAACGAAGGAUUUCGAGUUCCACAACGUGGGUGACCAGUCUGGACGCCUGCGCCACGGGCCAAUCACCCAACAUACCAGCAAGACUCAGCCUCUUUGGCAAUAUGAGAUUCAGAAUGGGGGCGGAGACUGGAUCCCCGCUUAUUGUUUCACGGAGACAGAGUUUCUUCCCGAGGACUUCACCAUGAUGAACUACUAUAUGAGCACUAGCCGAGACAGUUGGUUUACUUUCCAUGUUGUUUGUGUUCGCAUGCUCCUGGAUGAGGCGGGUGAAAAUGUUGUGGGCGACUUGACCCUGUUCAAUAAUUCAUUGAAACGACGGAUAGGGGCCACAUCGGAAGUAUUGCAGACAUUGACAUCUGAUGAAGAGCGUGUGUCUGCAUUGGAACAACUGUUUAAUAUCCACAUUGAGCUGGCUGAUAGAGACUGUAUCCGCCACACCAUUUCGGAGAUUCUCUAG